Messenger RNA from Naumovozyma castellii, 1050 nucleotides. It is a transcript of the gene RPF2, whose product is annotated as rRNA-binding ribosome biosynthesis protein RPF2. The coding region runs from base 1 to 1050 and encodes 349 amino acids. The record is from RefSeq and is a predicted model, not a curated record. The transcript has a single exon. NCBI's taxonomy places the organism in Eukaryota, Fungi, Ascomycota, Saccharomycetes, Saccharomycetales, Saccharomycetaceae.
AUGAUCAGAACAGUUAAACCAAAGAAUGCUAGAUCAAAGAGAGCCCUUGAUAAGAAAGAGGCCAAGUUGGUGGAGAACGUAAAGAAGGCACUAUUUGUUCCAGGUCAAACGUCCAAUAAGUUAUUACAUGAUCUAAUGAUCGAUUUGAGUGCGUUGAAGAAACCAGAUAUCAAGAGAUUUGAAAGAAAGAAUGAUGUUCAUCCAUUUGAAGAUACUUCGAAGUUGGAGUUUUUUAGUGAAAAAAAUGAUUGUUCCCUUUUAGUCCUGGGAACCAACUCUAAGAAGAGAAGAAAUAAUUUGACUUUUAUUCGUACUUUCGGUUACAAAAUAUAUGACAUGAUUGAAUUGAUGGUGCUUGAGAACUAUAAACUAUUAAAUGAUUUCAAGAAACUAACUUUCAAUGUCGGAUUGAAGCCAAUGUUCACCUUCCAAGGUGCUGCAUUCGACACUCACCCAGUAUACAAACAUAUUAAAUCAUUAUUCAUGGAUUUCUUUAGAGGGGAAACCACAGAUUUGCAAGAUGUGGCCGGUUUGCAACAUGUCAUAUCCUUGUCCAUUGCUGGUGAUUUCCAAGAAGGUGAAACCCUGCCAAAUGUUUUAUUCAGGGUUUAUAAAUUAAAGACAUAUAAGAGCGAACAAGGUGGUAGGAAAUUACCAAGAGUGGAAUUAGAAGAAAUUGGUCCACGUUUAGAUUUCAAGAUUGGUAGAAUUCACGCUCCAUCUGCUGAUAUGGAAAGAGAAGCUAUGAAGAGAGCUAAGCAAUUAGAGUUGAGAACAAUAAAGAACGUAGAAACUGAUUCUAUGGGUGAUAAAUUGGGUAGAAUCCAUUUGGGUAAACAAGAUUUGAAUAAACUGCAGACAAGAAAGAUGAAGGGUCUAAAAUCAAGAUUUGACCAAACGGAUGCCGAUGAAGAAGAAUAUUUAGAAGAUGACGAAGCUUAUCUAAAUGCAGACGAUAAUGAAGAGGAUAGCUAUGGUGAAGACUUUGUUACUGCUGAUGAUCUUGAAGAAGACGAGAACGAGCCUGCCACUAAGAAACAAAAGAAAUGA